AUGUCUUUAAAAAGUGGUGUGUCAAAUUCCGGUUCAUUGGAGACAGAUCUCAGACACAGAAAGAGUAUUCCUGUAGAUGAGCGGCAGUCGGCAGCAGAGCUGGACGCUAUUCUACAGCAUCAUAACAACCUGCAGGAGAAACUGGCCGAUGACAUGCUGAAUCUCGCUCGCAACCUCAAGAACAACACACUCGCGGCCCAGAACAUCAUCAAGCAGGAUAACCAGACUCUCACUCAGUCUAUGCGUCAGGCCGACAUGAACUUCGAGAAGCUGAAGACCGAGUCAGAGCGUCUGGAGCAACAUGCCAAGAAAUCCGUCAACUGGUUCCUGUGGCUGAUGCUCAUCGUCGUCUCCUUCACGUUUAUCAGCAUGAUCCUCUUCAUAAGACUGUUCCCGCGACUCAGAUGAUGUUAAUCAUCAUUAGAACAGCUAGAGUUCAUUUAUAUAUAACAACAGGUUUACAUAGACACUAGGCAAUAGUAAUAAAGAUGAUUGACAGCCUCGAUUAUUCAGUCAGUCAGUCCUGCGAACAUUUCUGUUACCUGCGUGCCAUUGUUGAUGUCAUAACCAAUUUGCGCCGAAUCCCUGUGAAUGACGUCUUAAAUGAAUCCUCUUGUAGACUAUUUGUUCGAAUGUUCGUUUAAAUGAAUGGUAGCCUAUUUGAACUAUAAACUGUUUGUCAGUCAUUUAAAUACGUAACCUGACGCCAAACGUUCUUAAUACUAAUUUUGGGACCAGCAUUUUCGUCUUUUUAAAGAUGCGUUUAAGUUUUCGCUGAAUUGUCUUCAGUUCCAACAGGUUUAUAAAAUAUUGCUUAAUAUACUAUAUUUUGACACUAUAUACGAGCGUUAUAAUGACUAACAGUUUCAUCCAGCUUUAUCUGAAUUUAGUCGCUUUCUCACGUACGGUCGCUAUAAAAGGGGACCGAGCUGUUUUAAGGUCCGGUUGACCUGUCCAGACUCGCCUUGUCGAUCAGGAAAUGUUCUGGCAAACAGCAGGAAGUAUUUUUGCCCGUCGGGAGCACAGAUGGAGACUGUCUUCUCCUCUCGGAGAGUAAAUGGCCCAUAUUUAGCUGCUAACUAUCUAUUUGUGCUUGUUCCCUAUAUAUACCCUAGCACUUGGACGGAGAAUUAAGUAUUGUUCAGAUAUGGUUAACGUGUUUGUUAGUGCGCAGCACUAUUGAUGGAUCUUAAUGUUCAUUGUUUUGGGGGGUU
Molecule: messenger RNA, 1214 nt
Organism: Sinocyclocheilus grahami
Lineage: Eukaryota; Metazoa; Chordata; Actinopteri; Cypriniformes; Cyprinidae
Product: vesicle transport protein USE1
Exons: 6
Coding region: 1-408 (135 amino acids)
Biological process (GO): retrograde vesicle-mediated transport, Golgi to endoplasmic reticulum
Cellular component (GO): SNARE complex; endoplasmic reticulum
Molecular function (GO): SNAP receptor activity
Source: RefSeq, a predicted model, not a curated record